Molecule: messenger RNA, 1410 nt
Organism: Raphanus sativus (radish)
Lineage: Eukaryota; Viridiplantae; Streptophyta; Magnoliopsida; Brassicales; Brassicaceae
Exons: 3
Coding region: 143-1081 (312 amino acids)
Source: RefSeq, a predicted model, not a curated record
CUGUUCGUGGUUAAUAAAAAGGACCAGCGAAUACUCUUUGCUUCAACUCAUAAUCUCUUUUCAUAAUAUCAAAAAACUUUUUUCCUCAUCUUUAAGGUAAACAAAAACCUUUUGCUAUUCCCUUUAAUGUUUCAAAACUUUGAUGGUUAAGUCUUCUUUAGUUUGUGUGUGUUUCAGAGCUAUGCAGAACCAAGCAAACAGACAAGGAAGAAUUCAUUUUGCUGAGCUCCAAACAGGAGGACUAAGAGUUGUCUGUCCACAAUGUCACGUUCGAUUCACACCUCAUCUCGGGCAUCUGCUUGCAGCUAGGCUUCCAUGUAAAAACUGUAAGGCCAACUUAUCUUAUAGAAGCAGCACAGGAAGAACAGUGAAAUGUCCUUGUUGUAGUUCAUGGCGUCCUAUGCCUAGUGUUAAAACUCUGGUAUGUGGUGGAUGUAAUGCAACAAUCAUAUAUCAAAUGGAAGAUCGAUCUGUUAAAUGCUAUCCCUGCAAACACAUCACACAUCCACAGGAAACAAAUGAUGGGGAUAGUUCAUUUUACCAAUUUGUUCCUUCUCUGGUUAACGGGGUUGGUCCUUCUCAAGGUAACUGGGUUAUUUCUCAAGAAGUUAACCGGGUUGUUCCUCCUCAGACUAACCAGUUUAUUCUUCCUCAAGUCAACCUGGUUAAUCCUUCUAUGGUAAACCGGGCUGUUCCUCCUCAAACCAACCCCCUUAUUCCUCAUCAGGUUAACCGGGUUAUUCAUCCUAAGACUAACCGGGUUAUUCCUCCUCAAGUCAACUUGGUUUAUCCUUCUAUACUUAACCGGACUGUUCCUCAAACUAACCCCCUUCUUCCUCAUCAAAUUAACCGGAUUGUUCAUCCUCGAGUUAACCGGGUUAUUCCUCCUCAAAUUAACCGGAGGAAACGUAAAGCAAAUGCAGAAACUGAAUCAACUGCAACUUCUCCUUUUACCGUGAGUUAUCUUUUGUUUUUUUUUUCAAUGAAGGUACUAGGAGCUUGCUUUUGUAAGAAUAAUAACGCUUCUACAUUUCUUUUUUGCAGCCAAACACUGAGAGUGAGAGCACAAGCGCCUUUGUAGCUGAUUAUGUUGCUCGACUUGUAAUCACCCACCUUUGCAUUAUUUUUAUUUUUGUGGAAAUUCAAUACGUAGAAUUAUUUUUUCUUAUUUUAAUCUGUUACUUCAAAAGAUUUCAUUUUCUAAUUACAUUGUGCUUUUUUGGUGUUUUAUUGGUCAGGUGAGGGAUUGUGCUCCUGCAAACAAGACAGAACCAAAAGAAUAAGAAGACUCGUCUCUGAUCGAUUUAAAAGUACUCUUGUACUACACGGUUGAUCUGCUUUUUGCACUUUUUUGCUUCUUUGAGCUUUCCUCAUUGUUUCAUUAUGUUUAAAGUAAUUUCUGUUUUUCUG